This is a messenger RNA of Lactuca virosa, 1062 nucleotides long. The record is from the annotation of a GenBank genome assembly. Lineage: Eukaryota; Viridiplantae; Streptophyta; Magnoliopsida; Asterales; Asteraceae.
AUGAUCAGUGCAUCGAACCCUAAUUCAAUGAUGUCUUUGUCACCAACAACAGGAAACAACAACGCUUCUUGCCGCGGACAACAAGCAUCGGGUUUGAAUACGUAUUUCAAAACUCCGGAAAGAAGGUAUAAGCUUAAGUACGAGAAAAGUCAUCUCGCCGGUCUCCUUCACUAUGCCCAUGGCAAGUCUGUUACUCAGCGAAUUAUUGCCGAUGGUUAUGAUCCUGCUAGCAUCUCAGCAUAUUGGGGUAAAAGGCCACGAGCUGUUGCCACACGUAUCACACAACUGACGUCUGUUGCAGGAGGAUUUCUUUCACGCCUUACUUGGGACGAGAUAAAUAAGAAGGUUAAAGAGAAUGAAGUUUCUCGGGCAAUUGAGUUGAGGGAAAUUGUAACCUCUUUGGGUCCCACAUACAUCAAACUUGGGCAAGCAUUAAGCAUUAGGCCAUACAUAUUGUUCCCUGCUACAAUGACUAAGCUGCAAAAGCUUUGUGAUAAGGUUCCAUCAUAUCCAGAUAACAUUGCCAUGACACUUCUAGAAGAGGAACUUGGAGAGCCAUGGCAAAACAUCUAUUCAGAGCUCACAACUUCUCCUAUAGCAGCAGCCUCACUUGGGCAGGUGUAUAAGGGCAGAUUAAAGGAAAAUGGGGAUUUGGUUGCUGUUAAGAUAUCUUUGGAUGUUGUUGGGUUGGUUGAUGCAUGGGUUGCCCGUUUCUUUGAGGAGAUUGACUAUAUUAACGAGGGUGAAAAUGGAACAUAUUAUGCAGAGAUGAUGAAAAAAGACCUUCCACAAUGCAGCCUUUGCACACAACCAGAGUGUUGCACCUUCAGAAAUGGUGAAUAUGUGAAAGAAGGGUUCGGUCAGUUAGAGCAAUGGGGUACUCAGACCACAACUGAGGACAUAAGAGAGAUGAUAUUUUUCCCUUUUGUGACUGAGGUUUGUCGAGUAUAUGCCAAUCUAGCUGCAAAGGUCAGGUGUUGCAAAGUUCAUUAUACAGAUGAUGAUAUUGAUGAAAUAUGUGAAGAAUGGUCGACUUUUGUUACAAGCUUCAUUUAUCGGUGA